AUGGCGCCUCUUCGAAGAUACAUCAAAUUAACCCCCCAAACAACAUUACAAGCUCAAAUCUUCCUUGAGGACCCAAGCCUUCUUCAUACAUGGCUAAUUCACCCUACAAAUCCAGCUUUACCUCGGAUCAUAGACUCACUGAAAGACCUCAUCCUGCCUAAACUAAGAGAGGAGAGGGAACGGGAAAGAACUGGGGCCGUAACGAAAAAGCAGCAAGCUGUCAAGGAUGUAGUUUCCGGUAGCGACUUCGAAGUAAGCGUGUUCUUCAAGGAUGGCACGAAUCGACAUGCAUUGGUAAUGCCACGAAGAGAGUUUCUGGCGCCCAAGCCGGAGGGGGGCUUGAAGUCGAAUUCCAGCAAGAUGGUUCUGGGAAAUAAAAUGUUGGAUGUCGGCGAAUCGGAGAAUGGCGGCGAGCAAAAUACCGGUCAAAUCGCUAAUUUAAGAAUCGAAAACGAGGAAGAAGAGGUUGAUCUGUAUGCACUUCCACUAGUCCUUCCUACUGAGGCAAGUGAUGCGGAGGUGCACCAGGCAGACGUCAAUUCGGUACCAGUACGUCGGUCUCGCCGAAAGACACGGACGCGUGGAAAUUCUAGUGACAAGGAAGAUAAUGCAGCCUCUCAAAGAUCCGAAGACGGGGAUCGAGCUGAAUAUCAAGCCACAACGCCCACCAGGCGAGGGUCUCGCACACGAAAUGACGCCACUCGGAGGAAUACUGGCAAACAGAACCAAAGGGAGCCUAUCACAAUCGAUUCUGGCUCAGAUUCCGAAGCUGAGAUUGGAGGAGGCGUCGGGAAAGACCCAGUUGAAGAAACGAAGAAGCCUCUUUUUCGAACAUCGUAUGAGGCAUAUAAGAUUUACGGGAAGAUCUUGUAUCUGAUUGUGAAGAAGCUCGAUAUUCCGCAGGCGACCGGCCAAUCAGAGCAAAUAUCCGAGACAGUGGUUACGCGGGACAUCCCUAUUGCACCAGGCAUUGAAGAUUCUGGAACUACGGAAGAUGUGAUGGAAGGCUGGAUGUACAUGUCCCAAGUCAUCCGGGAAGAUAAUGACUUGUAA
Molecule: messenger RNA, 1053 nt
Organism: Orbilia oligospora ATCC 24927
Lineage: Eukaryota; Fungi; Ascomycota; Orbiliomycetes; Orbiliales; Orbiliaceae
Exons: 1
Coding region: 1-1053 (350 amino acids)
Source: RefSeq, a predicted model, not a curated record